ACAGUGUAAUUUUAUUCAUAAUUACUGUGUAGUUUGUUCUCUUACAGUGUAAAUUUCUCUUCGAUUAUUACUGUAAAUUUACACAGUUUUGCACUUGGAGUCUCUCUAUAACUGAGUCUUGAUUUCUCUCUUGUUUUUCAGCUAGUAGAUCAAUGGGCAGACUACGGAAAGUCUCGGCCAAGGAUGUUCCGCAAGUUUUUUCAGUUGAGAGUCAGGAUUCUUCAAAAGAUCCUUCUGUGCCUAAUGAUUUUGCUGAUGAGAAUGUUAUGUCUUUGGUAGUUAUCUUUGUCUUCUUUUCAUUUUCAUUGUGUUUUUUCUGUUUUUCAUUUUCUGUGUUGUGCUUAUUGUCUGAAUUUUUCCUUUUUCAGGAUUUCUCUGCUGAGUUUGAUAAAGCACUUUACAAUUCCUAUGUGACUAAUAAAGUCAAGCACCUCAAGAGGAAAUUAUCAUCUGUUGGUAGAAGGAAUGUUAUGAAUAAAUUUCCUCCCCUGAUUUGUUCAUGUGAGAGGUGAAGAGAGAAGUUGGCGAGCAGUUGGGACUGUUUUUGCUGACCUGUGGAUCAUGAUGCCGAUUUCCCUCUGAUGUCCUUCUUUCUUGCUGCUCGUCAGUUACAACAUCUUCUUCGAAGCUCUUCUGGUUUCUGUUUGCCCUCCUUCUUCUUCUGCCCCAUCGCCCAUGGCCGCCUCCAUGUUCUCCCUUCUUUUCUUCUCCCCCUUUCUGAUUCGCUUUUUGUGUUGUUAGGUGAGAUCUGUCCAGUGGUUUGCGGAGGGGUUUGGCCCUUUUCGUGCGUUGCAAGCUGGGCACAUGUUGUGUGGCCCUGGAGAUCAAGAGAGGGGUAGGCCGCUGAUUUUUCUGGAGCGGUUUGUUGUCCAGGCUUACCGGGUCAGCUACUUUCUCUGACCCGUUUUGGCGUCCUUUUUGUCUGUCAGCUGUUUUUGUGACUGUACAGGUGUCAUAUGUUCAUUUGUCAGGAUUUUUGAAUGUUCUCAAAUUGUAAAACAGUC
Molecule: messenger RNA, 1004 nt
Organism: Aegilops tauschii subsp. strangulata
Lineage: Eukaryota; Viridiplantae; Streptophyta; Magnoliopsida; Poales; Poaceae
Source: RefSeq, a predicted model, not a curated record